Lucilia cuprina (Australian sheep blowfly) is the source of this 303-nucleotide messenger RNA. RefSeq lists its product as uncharacterized. The record is from RefSeq and is a predicted model, not a curated record. NCBI's taxonomy places the organism in Eukaryota, Metazoa, Arthropoda, Insecta, Diptera, Calliphoridae. The transcript is spliced from 2 exons. The coding region runs from base 57 to 236 and encodes 59 amino acids.
AUAAAUAUUACUUUACAAAAUGUAUUUUACAUCAUUGUCGUUUUGACAACUACAAGAUGAAAUUCUUAGCUUUGUUUAUUGUUGUUUUGGCUUUAAUAGCCUGUGCCUUGGGCAAUCCAAAUCCUAAUCCUUUGCCAAAUCCUAAACCAAGUCCUGGCGGUGGCGGAGGAGGUGGCGGUGGAGGCGGUUCCUUCGGAGGCGGUGGUGGUGGCGGCGGAGGUGGUGGUGGCAAGUAAAACCAUACCCCCACAUAGUAUUUGAUGAUAUUGUACUUUAAUGAAUAAAAAAAAAACAAAAUUUCAA